CCAUAGAGACGGGCGGAAGUCCGGGGUGUAGUAAGAUGGCGGAUAGCGAUUACGAGUCGGUGUUGUGUGUUAAGCCCGAAGUUCACGUUUACCGGAUCCCACCCCGAGCGUCUAACCGAGGUUACCGAGCGGCGGAAUGGCAGCUCGACCAGCCGUCCUGGAGCGGCCGCCUCCGCGUCACCGCCCUGGGGAACAAGGCGUUCAUCAAGCUGGAGGAUAAGAACUCAGGGGAGCUCUUUGCUCAGGCCCCAGUGGAGCAGUUUCCUGGAAUCGCUGUGGAAAGCGUCACUGAUUCCAGUCGUUACUUUGUGAUUUGCGUUGAGGAUGGGAAUGGACGGCGGGCAUUCAUCGGUGUGGGAUUUGCUGACCGCGGGGAUGCGUUUGACUUCAAUGUGGCUCUACAGGAUCACUUCAAGUGGGUGAAGCAGCAGUCGGAAUUUGCGAAACAAGCUCAGAAUCCGGAUACAGGGCCAAAGCUUGAUCUCGGCUUUAAGGAGGGACAGACCAUCAAGAUCAACAUAGCUAACAUGAAGAAAAGAGAUGGCGCUCCUGCAGCUGGUAAACCGCGUCCUCUGAGCACUGGAGCCAACCUGCUGCCCCCACCACCUGGCACCAAGACAACCUCUCACCAGAGCACCCCGCAGCCGGCCUCAGCCUCAGGGCUGCUCUUUGAUAUUGGGAGUUUCUCCUCCAGUGCAGAACCAGCAGCUUCUACAGACGCUUGGGGAGAUUUCACGAAGGCUUCUGGUUCAGCAGCCAGCCAGCCAAGCUCCGAGUGGGUUCAGUUCUGAUGGUUGAUUCUGCACCUUGGACCAUCUGUCUAUGAACACUGGGUUCAUUCAUGGACGAGAGCAGCACUAGAAGUCUUGGAUUUUGUGGACUUAAAUCAGCAUUUCGAGAUGCCACAGCUUCUGGCCUUGCUCCUCUGAACUCAGUGAUGGCGUCUGAAGAAGGUGGGCGGUUUUCAGUUUACUCACUUGGGUCG
Molecule: messenger RNA, 985 nt
Organism: Bufo bufo (common toad)
Lineage: Eukaryota; Metazoa; Chordata; Amphibia; Anura; Bufonidae
Gene: NECAP2
Product: NECAP endocytosis associated 2
Exons: 8
Coding region: 36-791 (251 amino acids)
Biological process (GO): endocytosis
Cellular component (GO): membrane; clathrin vesicle coat
Source: RefSeq, a predicted model, not a curated record